UGCAUUAAAUAUUCAUUAAAUAAAAUACGUAGGAGAUUCCAUGUAAUUCGCAUCAUUGAAGGUCUCAUAAUUGUUACUGCAAUUCUUUAUAUUGUGGUAAAUUUAAGUUAAUGCAUGUUUAGAAGAAAUCAACUGGUUGGUGAAUAUGGCGUGCACUUCUAAGGAAUUUACUUUAUACGUUCAAAAUUUAAAAUACACAGUCAAUCCCAAAGAUGUUAACCCCAAUACAACACUUAAUGAUUAUCUCAGAAAUAUUUUACAUCUCACUGGCACCAAAAGAAUGUGUGUCGAAGGGGGAUGUGGUGCUUGUAUCGUAGCUAUACAAAGAAGAGAUCCACAUACUGGUAUUACUGAAGUUUUUGCUGUAAACUCUUGUCUUGUGUCAAUUUUUUCUUGCUACGGAUGGAACAUAUUUUCAGUCGAAGGCAUUGGAAGUCAAGACAAGCCUCACGCAUUUCAAGAAAUUCUGGCAAAAUUUAAUGGCACUCAAUGCGGUUAUUGUUCUUCUGGCAUGGUAAUGAAUAUGUUUGCUCUGUCAGAGUCUAAAGAUCUCACUAUGAAGGAGGUAGAAAAUUCAUUUGGAGGGAAUAUUUGUCGAUGUACAGGCUAUCGACCCAUAAUGUCGGCAUUUAAAUCAAUGUGUAAGGAUUCUUGCAAUCAAUUGUUGGGUACUUGCCAAGACAUAGAAGACAUAAAAGUCUGUAAGAAGACAUGUACUAAAGUUUUACCCAAAGAAGAUAAACAAAUAUUACAUUAUAACUUGGGACAGUCAUCUUGGGUGAGGGUUUAUAAUUUUAAUGAUUUGGUAAAAAUCGUGAAGAAUUUUCAUUCUGAAGCUAGGAAACCUUCUUACAAACUUAUUGCGGGAAAUACUGGAAGAGGAGUGUUCAGGAAUCCUCCAAAAGUAGACGUUUACGUUGAUAUAUGGAGUGUGAAGGAACUGGUGACAUACGAAAUUGGAAACGACGAAUUAUCUUUGGGUGCUAACAUGUCUCUUACCAAAACAAUGGAAUUAUUUUAUUCAUUAUCAACGAAAAGUCCUAAAUUCAAAUAUAUGAAAGGUUUGGCAGAUCAUAUAGAUCUCAUAGCAAAUGUUCCUGUUAGAAAUACUGGAACCCUUGGAGGAAACUUGAUGAUGAAACAUGAACACAAUGAUUUUCCUUCAGAUAUAUUUAUUAUAAUGGAGACGGCCAGCGCCCAAUUUGAAAUAGUUGACGUAAAUAAUAAGUCUUACAUAGAAACUCCAUCAAGUUUCCUACAAAUCAAUAUGUCAGAUAAGAUAUUGAAAAGAAUAAUUUUGCCAUCAUACAGUGAUAGUUUCAAAUAUGAAAGUUAUAAGAUAAUGCCCAGAGCCCAAAAUGCUCAUGCUCUCGUUAAUGCGGGAUUUUUAUUAGAGUUAGAUACUGGUGGCGUUGUAAAAUCAUCAAGAAUUGUAUACGGGAACAUUAAUCCUGAAUUUAUCAGAGCAAAAAACACUGAGCUGCUACUUAAUGGCAAAAAAUUAUUCGACAAUGGAACCUUAUUAAAAGUGUUUCAAUCACUUGAUUCUGAAAUUAAGCCAGAUUUUAUCUUAGGAGAACCAAAGCCAGAAUUUAGAAAAAAAUUGGCAAUAUCAUUAUUUUAUAAGUUUAUUUUAAGUAUUGCUCCGAAGAAUUUGCUGAAUAAAAGAAACUUGAGUGCUGGUGAUAAAUUAAACCGGCCAGUGUCCACUGGAAGUCAGGAUUAUGAAACCAACAAAUCACUGUAUCCUUUAACUCAGGCCAUACCCAAAAUUGAAGCGUUGGCUCAAACGACAGGAGAGGCUCAAUAUAUAAUGGAUAUGCCAGACCACCCACAUCAACUGUUUGCGUCAUUCGUUUUAGCGAAGGCUCCACCCAAUUACACCAUAGAAAAAAUUAAUGCAAAUAAAGCCUUGAAGUUAAAUGGAGUGGUGGCUUUUUUGGAUAAAAACGAUAUUCCUGGCAAAAACACUUACACGCCACCAGAAGCUGGUUGCAUUGGACAUCAUGAAGAACUACUUUGUUCUGGGAAGGUUCUUUUUUAUAACCAACCAGUUGGCAUAAUUAUUGCGAAUUCACAAGACUUGGCACAUCAAGCGGCAGAACUUGUUGAAAUUACUUACACACCUUCAAAAGUUAAACCACUGUUGACAAUUAGGGAUAUAAUAAAAGCAAACGCCAAACAUAAAAUGUUUGUUGACGGGAGCAUAAAUCGAAAAUCAAAGGGGAAUGAUGUUAAGCAUGUUUCUCAAGGAACUGUGGAUUUGGGCUGGCAAUACCAUUAUUACAUGGAGCUGCAGUGCUGCAGUGCAGUGCCUACCGAGGAUGGAAUAAAUCUAUAUCCAAGCUCGCAGUGGUUGGACCUUUGUCAAAUAUCAGCAGCUUUAAUUUUGAACAUUCCAGUAAACAAAGUAAAUGUGUCAAUACGUCGUGUUGGAGGAGCUUUUGGAGGUAAAAUAGUAAGAUCAUCAAUGGUGUCAACUGCAUGUGCCUUGGCCGCCUAUAAAGUUAAAAAACCAGUAAAAAUGUGGCUAACAUUAGAACAAAAUAUGGCUAUUAUUGGCAAACGCUACCCUUUAUCGUGUGACUAUGAAAUAGCAAUUAAUGGGGAAGGUAUUCUUCAGUAUUUAGACAGUAAAAUUUACUAUGAUUACGGAAUAGGGGACAAUGAACCAGUGAUGUUUUUAUUGUUGGAAAUAAUGGAGGCAAUUUAUACGUGCGACACUUUUCAAGUUGAUGCUUUUACUACCAGAACAGACAUGCAUUCAGCUUGCUACACUAGAGCUCCAGGGACUGUUGAAGCUCUAGCAGCACUGGAGAGCAUGUUGGAACAUAUUGCAGAAGACAGUGGCAUAGAUCCACUAGAUUUAAAACUCAAAAACAUGAAAGAUAAGGUCAUGGUAAAAUUUACAGAAGAGUUAAGAAAAUGGGCUGAUAUAGAUAACAGAAAAGCACAAAUUAAAAAAUUUAACGAGGAAAACCGUUGGAGGAAGAAAGGAUUAUCAGUCAUGCCUAUGGUAUUUCCUUUCAGUUUUUACUUUCAGUACAAUGCAGUGGUCUCAAUAUAUCAAGCUGAUGGUACUGUAGCUAUUGCACACGGUGGAAUAGAAAUGGGUCAAGGAGUAAACACAAAGGUGGCUCAGGUGUGUGCGUACAAACUAAAUAUACCCCUGUCUAAAAUACAAGUGAAGCCGUCGAAUUCGCUGUCGAAUCCCAAUAAUCCAUGUACCGGGGGAAGUGUAACUAGUGAAACUGUUUGUUUAGCUGUAAUAAAGGCUUGUGAUAUACUACUAGAAAGAAUAAAGCCGGUAAGGGAUAAAAUGCCAAACGCAAGUUGGGAAGAACUGAUAAAAAAUGCUCAUUUGCAAAAUAUUGAACUGACUACGUCAGCAUUGACCAAAAAGUAUGAACCUAAUAUAGCUCCAUACAACAUAUAUGGAGUGUGUGCUGCAGAAAUUGAACUAGAUGUACUCACUGGUCAAUAUGAGAUAUCAAGAGUAGACCUAUUGGAAGACGUUGGCGACAGUAUGAGUCCAGAAAUCGACAUUGGACAAGUGGAAGGGGCGUUUGUUAUGGGUCUUGGUUAUUUUCUUACAGAAGCAAUAGUUGUUGCCGACUAUGGUGAAAUUAUUUCCAACAGAACAUGGACUUAUAAACCACCUGGCGCUAAGGAUAUACCAAUAGAUUUCAGAGUUAAAUUUCCUUCAAACGUUCCAAACAAAACCGGAAUUUUGUUCUCUAAAGCUACUGCUGAACCUCCAAUGUGCCUCUCAUUUGCUGUACCCUUAGCAAUAAGGCAAGCAAUUGGUUCAGCGAAACAAGAGGUAGAUAAAAAUAUAUCAAAGUGGUGUGUUAUUGAUGGGCCUUCAACAGUUGAACAAGUACACACUAAUUGUUUACAUGAUUAUAAAAUGUAUACUUUAUAAAUAUGUACCAAGCUUUUUAUUAUGGGUGCAGGUGUAAGUACAUUACUGGAUUAAUUAUUCAAUAAAUACCAUAAAUGGGUGAGGUUUCACUUAAUAUAGAUUUCCAAAUAUUGUUUAUUUAUUUAUAAUAUUUAAGGUAGAAUUGUUAUAAAUUUUAUUUAAAUUUUAUGGCAUUAAAUAUUAAAAUUCGAUUCGGUAACUAAAGUAAAAAUUUACGCUG
This is a messenger RNA of Aethina tumida (small hive beetle), 4145 nucleotides long. RefSeq lists its product as uncharacterized. Lineage: Eukaryota; Metazoa; Arthropoda; Insecta; Coleoptera; Nitidulidae. The record is from RefSeq and is a predicted model, not a curated record. Gene Ontology annotation, molecular function: iron ion binding; 2 iron, 2 sulfur cluster binding; FAD binding. Bases 146 to 3925 code for a protein of 1259 amino acids. The transcript has 17 exons.